Vicia villosa (hairy vetch) is the source of this 1365-nucleotide messenger RNA. RefSeq names its product sec-independent protein translocase protein TATC, chloroplastic. Gene Ontology annotation, cellular component: membrane; TAT protein transport complex. The record is from RefSeq and is a predicted model, not a curated record. The transcript is spliced from 4 exons. Gene Ontology annotation, biological process: intracellular protein transmembrane transport; protein transport by the Tat complex. NCBI's taxonomy places the organism in Eukaryota, Viridiplantae, Streptophyta, Magnoliopsida, Fabales, Fabaceae. The coding region runs from base 122 to 1174 and encodes 350 amino acids. Gene Ontology annotation, molecular function: proton motive force dependent protein transmembrane transporter activity.
AUUGUGAGUGCAAAAUAUCUGGGCUAAGACACAGCACAACACGCAAACCAAAUCGUAUCUAACGAGAACCAACCACGGUAAAACAAAAAACAUAAACACAAACACCGUACGUGGCCGAGGCAUGGGUUUGGGAACCACCACUGUUCCUACGAACAUUCUUCCUCAAUUCGGGUUGCUCCGAACCCAUUUAAACCCUAUUCGGGUCAACAAUUCUUCCGGGUUCAGCUACCCUCUCUCUCGAAGGAAGAAUAAGAGUUUUGAUAAACUCGUUUGCUUCGCCGUUGAUGACGAAAUCAGAGAGAAGCAACAACAACAGUUGAGUUCUAGUUCGAAUAGACUUGGCUCCGCCAUUGAAGAAAGACCAGAUACGCUUGAUGGUAUAAGUGAAGAUGCAUUGGAAAAUUUUAAGGAUGAUGGGGAAAGAAGUGCUAUCUAUGAUUUUCUUUAUCCUAGUAAAGAGCUUCUACCCGAUGAUAAAGAGAUGAGCAUAUUCGAUCACCUUGAAGAGCUACGAGAGAGAAUCUUUAUUUCAGUUCUUGGAGUCGGAGGAAGCAUUUUGGGAUGCUUUGCGUUUUCAAAAGAUUUGGUAAAGAUUCUCGAAGCUCCUGUUAAAUCAGAGGGUGUCCGAUUUCUUCAGCUAGCUCCCGGUGAAUUUUUCUUCACCACUUUAAAGGUGUCGGGAUAUUGUGGCCUCCUCUUGGGAAGUCCCAUCAUUCUCUACGAAAUCAUAGCCUUUAUAAUUCCGGGACUAACGAAAGAAGAAAGAAAGUUUCUAGGACCGAUUGUUUUAGGCUCAUCAGUUCUUUUCUAUGCCGGAAUAACCUUCUCCUACUUAGUUCUAGUACCUGCGGCAUUAAAUUUCUUUGUCAAUUACGCUGAAGGUGCUGUUGAAUCACUGUGGUCCAUCGAUCAAUACUUUGAGUUUGUUCUGGUUCUUAUGUUCAGUACAGGGUUGUCUUUCCAGGUGCCUAUUAUACAACUUCUAUUGGGACAACUUGGAUUGGUAUCUGGAGACAAGAUGCUAUCGGUUUGGAGGUAUGUUGUAGUCGGCGCAGUUGUGGCAGCUGCUAUAGUUACGCCAUCCACAGAUCCUCUCACCCAAGUUCUUCUUGCGGCGCCGUUAUUAGGCCUCUACCUGGGUGGUGCAUGGAUGGUCAAACUCGCUGGACGAUAACUGUGCCACCACAUAUUUCCAAAAGAAAAGCAGUUUAAGCAGAUGUUAAUGUACAUUCACACAGGAGUCUAGUGUAUAUUUUUACUCCUACCAGAGAAUUACACUUCCUGUAUUCUAGCAAUUGAUUAAAACAUAUACUUCUGUAACUAGUUAUUCGUAAAUUCCAUGAGGCUUUGGCAUGGUUGCAGAUA